This is a messenger RNA of Cladocopium goreaui, 2916 nucleotides long. The record is from the annotation of a GenBank genome assembly. Lineage: Eukaryota; Dinophyceae; Suessiales; Symbiodiniaceae.
AUGGCCCUCGCGGGGAAGUCCCGGGCAAAGGCGAAGCCAAAAUGCACAACUCGAGAUCGGAAAAAUGGGAAGUGGCAGAAAGAAAUGGAUUUUGUGCCUGGCGAUGCUGUUUAUUUGGUGGGUUUGGAAGCAUUUGCCGAGCUCAACGGCCAACAGGGGACGCUUUUGUCCUAUGAUGUGCAGCGGAAGAGAUGGCAAGUGGACCUGAAUGGCAUCGGAGUGAAGAAUGUGCUGCAUUCCAACUUGAGGAAACUGUCUGCCCCGGCCAAGCCGGCUAAGCCGGCAAAACCGGCCAAGCCGGGCAAGUCGCAACCAACCCCGAAGCCUCAAGCAACUCCCCAGCGGGGUGCUGAAGUGGAAAAACGCCAACUUCGUCAAAGCACGGAUCAGGUUGCGCCGAAGCGUGCCUGUGUAUCCAAGGAUGGCGAAGAAACUUCCAAAAGGGCAAAGGCACAAGAUGGCCACGACAGAUCUGUUGAGGCGGCAGUCUCCAAGGUGAGUGGUUCGUCCUCUUCCAGGUCCAAGUCUGACGCCGAUGCCACGAAAGCUCCAAGCACCCAGCAAGAGAGCCCACCUGAAGGUAAAAUUCCUGGAGAUCUGGAGGAGGAAGACGACGAUGACUUGGUGUUUGACGCAGAUGAAUUGGAAGGGGAGGAAGAGGUCUCAGAUUUCUCAGAGGAAGAAGCCGUGGAUGACGAUGAAGAUGAUGAGCAGUUUGACUGGGAACCCGUCGAAGCCCUGCAGAUGCCCCAGGUCUGGUCUGAAGAGGGGCCGAGUCCCGGAGAAGAGGCCUUUGCUUGCUAUGCCUCCAGCUGCCUAGACAAAGCAGCUUUGGGCAGCCCCACGAGUCCUUUUGCUGGGUUGCAAAUGCGGUUGCACCAGGAAUCUGCCGCAUUCUUAUUGCACCCAGAGAGUCCGACCAAGCGGCUUCUGGUUGAUCACGCUACAGGAACUGGCAAGACUCUCAUCAUGCUCCGGAUGCUGGACAAUUACUUUGAUGAUCCGCGACCGAAGGUUGCCAUUUUUCCAAAAGACGCCGUGUGCGACAACUUCUACCAGGAGCUCUUGAAAUGGCCAACAAGGUGGCGACAUUUCUUCUGCUUUUUGAAGCCUUCAGAGGCCUCCCUUGCCAGCGGAGCAAAAGACUGGCGUAGGAAGAAGUGGGAUGUCUGGGACAUCAACAAUGAGAGAUCUCGAGCAGAGGCCAAAGCGAGAGGAGUUCGAUUGGAGAAGAUCAUCAGCGAACUUACUGAGAGUAUCCGACAGGCCCUGGAGAUGAAACAUGCGAUUCACGGCGGCAAGGUUAGGGCAAAAUUCGCCCGCACAUUUCUGGAGGAGCAUCCAGACGCACCUAUGCCAAGAUCACCGCUGCGUGCCUUCCGUUACACUACAGCCGGCGGGGGAGCAGCUGUGCUUGGAAGGGAUGGAUGGCCCAAGAGUCCUAUUCUAAAAGUUGGCUUUGAUCCAGCAGAGCUCAACCCAUACUCUGGCAAGGUCGUCAUCAUGGACGAAUGCCACAAUCUUGUAAGGCCCACACAGGUUUACGAGGAACAGCUUGGCCAUCUUCGACAUCUUCUCCAUGAAUCUACGCGGACUGUUCUGGCUGGCUUCACUGGGACACCGGUGGGAAAUGAUGCUGCGGAAGGUCGUCAGCUUUUGGAUAUCAUCAAGGGCAAAGUCUCUGCUAACUCUGGCGACGAAGGCUUUGUCUCCUGCUUCCAUGCACGUGACAACGCGGACUUUCCACGAGAGGUGCCAGUGCGAGGAAUUCCAGAUGGUGUGCUGCACGACUCCAUGCUGCCGGAGCUUGUGAGGAUGCAUUCCUUGCAUGGUGAGGCUUUGAAACGCUACUUGAUGAAGGAGGUUGAGUAUAUGAUCACGCCUCGUUUGAUGCGACUCCCAGAGGAGAAGCGCCUUGCAAGACUUUCGAACUAUUGCAAUUUGCAUGUCUUUCACGGUUCCUACACCGGCGCAAAAAGGACAGCCUUGUUGGCCAAUGUCAAGGACUUUGCACCAAAGUUCUAUGGCGUUGCCAAAUCGAUUGCAAAAAACAAAGAAAAGGCAGUUGUAAUGCUGUCGCGUCAAACUGGGUACAAGGCAUUGCUGGAGAUUCUUCAAAAGACCGGGAAGAAACGUGGCUUCAAAGUAGCCACCUUGAAGGAGCUGAGUGACUUCAACGAUGGCAAAAGAAACCUUCGCGGCGAGCGAUUUCGGGUCAUGGUGGCUGAAACUUCUCAGGCAGGGGAAGGCAUUCAGUUCAAGCACGUGCGCCGUCUUCACUUGGUGGAGGUGCCAGCGAGGCACUCAGAGCUGGUGCAACGUGCUUCACGAUGUGUUCGCAUGGGUGGCCAUGAGGGUUUGCCACCACAAGAACGUGAACUUGCCAUUGAGGUUCACCUCACGCAGCUGCCCAGUUUUUUGCGGAAGGGACCAAGCUCCUUCAUCUAUCGAGAGCUCCUGAAUGCAAAGGAGGUGAUGUCUAUUCCUGGCUCAAAACUGGAGGAAGCGACUACCGCAUGCAUCAAGGAGCUGAAGAAACGUGAGGUGAAGACCUUGCUGGACUUUCGAAGAGUGCUCCAGGCUGAUGGAGGCAAGAAUAUCAUCGAACUGCUGACAGAGACCGUCUUGGAGAUCCUGGGCAAUACCAAUGCUGCACCUGCCCGACCACUUGCAGUGUCUAUGUGGCAACUCCGCAAACGAGAUGACGACUUGGUGGCGCUGGAGAAGAACUUGCUGAAACAGGCAACAGUCAAGACCGCUGACCAUCUUCUGCUGGAGAGGCUUGUGGACAAGAGCUCUGAACUUCUUGGACCAUUGGAGGCCAUGCGUUUGAGAGCAAUUGACCGAGACCUUUUGGCCGCGUUGGGUGAUCCACCCAAGGCCGAUCAAGCGUUCAACUUGUGCAAAGCGGUGUAA